UGUGUGUGUGUGUGUGUGUAGGCAGAGAUGGAGCAGAGGAUCUGUCAGAGUCUGUUCGAUCGACAGUCAGAAAUUACAAGACGAGUUGUGGAAGGAAUCAGCAACACUCACACCAACCACAUGCGGAGCCUGACUGAGUUUGUGGAAGGUCAGGCCUGUUACUUCGACCAGUGUAACCAACAUGCUCAAGAGCUUCAGAAGCAGCUGAACAGCAUUCCAGCAGUCCUCUGCUCCAAUAACUGGCAGUCAGCAAUUAGCACCGAAGUUAAUCAGCCGUCCACAGGCAGCCAUGUAGCCAAUGAGCCCGUUGGGUUAAAUCAGGUCGGCCCGAUCCCCAUAGUCGUCCACCAAAUUCCAGACUUCGACCAGGACUCAUGGACUUCAAAUCCACUCGCCGCAACUGAAAAAAAACCAGAUUCCUCUGUGACCACACAGCCAAAUAAUAACAACAACAACAACGACACUUUCUUCUCUGAUGAGCAAGGACUUGAUCAUGUCUGCACACCAAAUUCGGGUCAGAUAUCAGCACUCAGCAGAACAGCCAGCGCACAAACCAACAGAGCAACGGCUGCAAUAACCAAUGGUGCUGGUAGUCAGACAACAACAACAACUUCCCCACCUUCUGAACUCAGUGGAAACGAGUCUCAGGCAGGAAAUGCAGGAGCUAGUGACACCAUAACAGUCGAUAACAUGGCUGUUGACGCUUUGAUGACCAAUGGCGUGGCUGUUGAGCCCCAAACAACCAAUGAAACCACACGCGAGGCGCCCCCUGUUAACGGAGAGGUCCAGGAGUCGGCAUCAACAGUCAGGACGUGGUUCAGUAGAAAUUAAUGUGGGACAUGACACCUGGCCAAUAUCAUGUCAGCUGACUCUGAUUAGCGCUUCAGCUGAUUUAGGCCAGUGGCAACUGGCAUUGUGGAUCCAAGAAUUAUAAAAGAACAGAUACACAAUCAUUGUAACAUGUGGUAUGGUAACAACUUUUAAGUAAUCCCAUAGGGAGGAUAAUGUGAAGUGGUUGUAAAAGUGCUUUUUUUUUUUUUUUUUUAAGUGAUUUAGUGCCACAAUCAUUUUAGCAUUUAACAAGUUGUAUAAAAAUGAUGACUGUUGUGUAUCAGUCCCCUCUUGUGGCAAUGGACGUAAUAUUUCCUGGUGUGUGAUUGUGAAAGGUAGUUUUUCACUCCGUGAAAUUAAAUCUUUAUUUACGUUAACGCUAAAUGCGAGAACUGAUGAAGCUUUGUGCCAAGUGUAUGUGUGUGUGUGUGAUUGUUCAUGUGUGAGUGUGUCCAUGUCUGUCGGAGAACCCAUGUACACACUGUCACUUGUGUUUACAGCUUACCCAAACCUCUUACCCCUUGAAAGAGGUGUGUGUGUGUCUAUGUAUGUGACUCUGCCACCUCUUGACUUGCAUUACUGCAAGUUGAGGUCAUUUUCCAUAUGACGCGUGUUAUUUGCAUGUGUUUAGGAGUCCAGUGAGGUGCUAAAACACCAUGCUGAACAAGACCCUUAUGCUGUAGCAUGGUAUGAAAUAUGUGUCCUCAUAUAUACGCACUGGGGUGUUUCCCCCUGCACGGUCUAAUCACAUACUCACUUUUACCCAAUUAAAGCCCCCACUAGGUGAACUGGGUAGAAGUUUCCAGGUCCAGAUGUUGUUAAUUUUCUUUGUGAGGGCAGCCCUGCUCCACCGCAGUCUGCUCUGGGGACCCUGGACAGAAACACACACAUUAGCGCUGACCCUUCUGAUGUAAUCGCCCAACUCUUUGCUCAAAACAUUUAUUUUUUUCUAAUGUUGAAAAUUAUUGUAAUUACUGUUGUAGCAUUUUUAUUUUGUGUUUUCUUU
Molecule: messenger RNA, 1837 nt
Organism: Anarrhichthys ocellatus (wolf-eel)
Lineage: Eukaryota; Metazoa; Chordata; Actinopteri; Perciformes; Anarhichadidae
Exons: 3
Coding region: 28-831 (267 amino acids)
Source: RefSeq, a predicted model, not a curated record